Molecule: messenger RNA, 3108 nt
Organism: Cyclopterus lumpus (lumpfish)
Lineage: Eukaryota; Metazoa; Chordata; Actinopteri; Perciformes; Cyclopteridae
Gene: pex11b
Product: peroxisomal biogenesis factor 11 beta
Exons: 4
Coding region: 302-1054 (250 amino acids)
Biological process (GO): regulation of peroxisome size; peroxisome fission
Cellular component (GO): peroxisomal membrane
Source: RefSeq, a predicted model, not a curated record
CCUUCAGGGCUUCGGUAGUUCUAUACUCGGAAGUCGAACUUACUUCGCUUCAUGCGCCACUCGCCAUUGAGCAACUUUUUUCCAGUUCGUCUGUCAAUCACAGAUUCACAUGUGUGAAGAAAGCGAGGUGGUAAAUAUAUAGUAAAGCUCUACUGAGUUUAAAGCUUUACUCAAAAUAUUGCUUUUGACUACCGUCAGUAGAGUCUAGCUAGUUGCUAACUAUUAGCAGCUCACGAGUUUCUGACAUUAGCAGGUAAGUAAGCUGCUAGCAGCGGUUACAGGCCAAGAAGAACCCGCCAGCAUGGACUCUUGGGUUCGGUUUAACGCCCAGAGCCAAGCCAAGGAGAGAGUCAUUAGGGCUGCUCAGUAUGCCUGCACUCUGCUGGGCUACACUCUACAGAAGGGCGGAGCCACGGCUGAACUUCACAAGACUGUCAGUCAGCUGGAAGCGCACAUGAGCAUGACGAGAAAGUUGCUGCGUCUGGGGAACUCUGUUGAGGCGCUGCAGGCGGCCAAGAGGGCCAUCCACCUGUCCGACAGCGUGCUGAGGCUGUGCCUGACCAUCAGCCACCUCAACAGAGCCAUGUAUUUCGUCUGUGACAAUGUCCUGUGGGCUGGGAAGACGGGCCUCAUCUCCAAACUGGACCAGCACAAAUGGAGUCAGCGGUCUUUUAGGUACUACCUCUUUGCUCUGAUCCUCAACCUGACUCGAGAUUUGUACGAGCUCCACCUACUAGUUGAGUGUGAGGGGCGUUACAGAGCCUCCAAAUCCCCACACUCUCCCGACCCCAGCACCACCCUGUCAGCUGACCACCUGUCCGCCCCCUCCACUGCAGCAUGGAUUCGCAGACAGCUUCACCUGCUGGGGACGGUGCUGUACAGCAACCCGCCACUGCUGUUGGACCUGGCGAAGAACGUUUGUGAUAUCUUCAUCCCCUUAGAUCGGCUAGGGAUUUACCCUACAGGUCCAGGUUUUGUCGGGACCUGUGGCAUGGCCUCAUCUGUCCUCUCCAUCUUCACCAUAGUCCACCCCUGGCUCAAACUCAAGCCAUGAACCCAGAUCCAAAGUGGAGAUGGACCCACAAGGCGGACUAAGUUGAGAAUCUAACAGGGCUAGCACACAUAUUGUUCUGUACAGACAGCAGCUGCUGGUGUUCUGCAGGUUUUUCCACUCUGCAUUACAUACUGCUUUCACUAAUUAUCUGCUCGCAGCAGAUUAGACCUGCAUGUUUGAACCGAUCAAAGCUUCAGAUGGAAGACAAGUUGUGACCCAGCAGUGUAGCAUAAAGAUCGCCGUCAUCCACACAUCAGUCCUGCAAGUGUAGAUCUCAGAAUACUAAGUCAUCUUAGUGGCACACGAGAGGGGACCACUAAGCUGGAUCGGUUAUCAUUUGUCCACUCAAUCUCAACACAAAGUUACUGGUUAUCAGCUACCGACUCGCAUCCAGCAAGAGAAAAGAAAAAGAAAUCAAGGUGCUUGUUGAUGAUGUGCCAACAUUUCCAAUGCAUCCAUCAUGCUGCAUUUACGGGUGUCAACAAUAUUUACAGUGCUUCAUUUUUUUUUUUCUGUCCCGAUACAGCCUUAUUCCAAAAUUGUUACAAUGUUUUUGCCUCCACAAUACAACAAUGAUUUAAGUGCAACGUUUUCUUUUUAAUUAACAUAAGGAUUCAGCCUCUUCCACUGACCUGUUUCUCCAGAGUCCACCUGUGGUAAAUUCAGUUGACUGGACAUUUGUAAAGGCACACACACUGGUCUAUAUGAGGUCCCACAGUGGACCGUGCAUGUCAGAGCACAAACCAAGCCAUGAUGUCCGAGGAAUUGUCUGUAGACCUCCGAGACAGGAUUGUAUUCUGCAGCAUGAAGGUCCCAAUAAGCACAGCGACCUCCAUCAUCCACAAAUGGAAGAAGUUUGGAACCACCCAGACUUCCUACAUUUGUCCGCCCGGCGAUCGGGGAGACGAGGUGACCAGGAACCCGAUGGUCAUUCCGACAGAGCUCCACCGUUGCUCUGAGAGUUCUGCAUUAACAUAGAUUAGGUGUGCCAAGCUUGUAGCGUUGUACUCAAAAAGAUCUGAGGCUGUAACAAAGUAUUGAGCAAAGGCCGUGAACACUGUUGAGUUGUAGUGGAUUUUAUAUACACUUGCACAUGUAGAUAAGAGAGGUUAUGUUUUAAAUUAAUACAUAAAGAAAGAUAUGAUAAUUAAUUUGAGGAAUAUUCUGAGGAAUGUAUUAUGAAGCAUAAGAGAGGAUCACUGUUUUAUUAUUCUGUUUGUUAAUGACAAAUGUAAUGAUUAAUUGAAUGAUGCAUGGGAAUGAAUGGAUGUUUUAUUGUUUAGACAAUAGUUAAAGGGAUGCCGAUUAAAACCUGAGAUGUUGCUUUUAUUCUGAAGGCAGGAUAAUAGGGUUUUAUUCUGAAGGGGAACUUCCUGUCCUUGACCGGAAGUGUGAGCUUUGACCCCGUCAGAUUAUCGAUUUGAGGCAUUCUUUGAAGUGGCCAAUGGAACUAACCCUCAGGUGUGAACCUCAUGUCUUAUUCUCUGGUCAGCAGCAUGCUGUGUCUCUGAAAGGUAUUUACAUGAAUACCUCCACUAACCAAUGGAACUAACCUUCAGGUGUGAACCUCAUGUCUUAUUCUCUGGUCAGCGUAGCAUGCUGUGUCUCUGAAAGGUAUUUACAUGAAUACCUCCACUAACCAAUGGAACUAACCUUCAGGUGUGAACCUCAUGUCUUAUUCUCUGGUCAGCGUAGCAUGCUGUGUCUCUGAAAGGUAUUUACAUGAAUACCUCCACUAACCAAUGGGAGCUUAGCUCAGCGAAUGGACUGCGAAUAAAACUAAUUGUAAGACGUGAAUUUGGUCUCUUACGUGGUGACGCCAGACAACCUGCUGCCUACGUCGGUAGACUGUGGAAGCGAAAUCACGUGAGCGCGUUUGGGCCGGGACUGUAUGUAUACAGAUGACUCUUGUUUGUUAUGAUUAAAUAAUGAUUAUAUAUCUCUGGCUUCGGAGCUUCUUCCAAGCACCAGGUAGCUCGAGAUUCUUUGAACUCAUACAAUACUUAUGUACGUGUUAUAUUUCCCUUCUUUUGAAUACAUUUGCAAAAAUUCAA